AUGGCAUCGACUAAUUCAAUCAAUAGAUGGAGUGUACGAAUUUCUCCGCUUCCUACAUCUAUAAACUACAGUAAAUUAGCCCGAGAACUUCGUCUACCAACGUCUCGUGUUUUUAUUCCAAAACCUGUGAAGAAUAAUACAUCAUGCGCAUGGAUCAAUGAUUUCAAUACUGAACAAGAUGCAGAUGAAUUCGUCCGUCAAUGGUCCGGAGCUAUAAUUUUGGGACAACAAAUCAGAUGCGUUGCAUUACCAUCGAAACGGAACGAUACCAAUUCUUCAUAUACGCCUGCACAAACGCACGAUUUACAUUCAUUGAGAAAGCCUAGGUUACGGCAAGAGAAGUCUAGCGUACCAUUACCGAAAUCAAGUCAAACUGAAUACUGCAUUGGAGAUAGAUCAACAACAAGAAAUUUGAUAGAACAGUCAGACGUGCACAUAGCAGACGAAGAAGACGACGAUCUUUCAUCGGGUGAUGCAAGUAGUUUAAUCAGUGAUUCAUGUUCAUCAAUAACUUCUGUGCACUCAACUCUAUCGACAAAUAUGAAAUCGCAACUAUGCCAGUAUGGUGUGAAAUGUUUUAACGUGGAUUGUACUUAUAAUCAUCCGGAUGGUUGGAAUCCUUGUAUGGAUGGAGAAAAAUGUAACAAUUAUGACUGCACAGCUACUCAUCCCCCUCAACGAAGUGGGCAAUGCUUCAGUGGUAGUCGUUGUCUGAGAAGAAAUUGCAAAUAUCUACAUCCAAAAACACGUCCUGUGGAAUGUCAUUUGCGUACAAAAUGUAACAAAUGGGAUUGCACAAAGUUACAUCCAUGUACUCGAACUCGAUUGUGUCCGAAGCAAUCGAAAUGUACUGACCUGUCUUGUUCAUGUUUGCAUCCACCAGAACGCAAUGCAGCACUUUGUGUGCUCGGUGCUGAUUGUCGAGAUAUAUCCUGUACACUAAACCAUCCAUCGGAACGUCCAACACGAUGCGAUCAACCUGAUACAUGCUGCGAUGUUAACUGUAUUCGUCUGCAUUAUUCGCAAUGGGAUCCAAAUGAGAUAGCCGAAAGUCAACAGAUCAGGAAAAAUCAAUCAAAAAAUCUUGAACAGCGAAUCAAAGAACGUUUAGUAGCUCAUUUACCAAUUCUUUCUGCUCGAGAAGAAUUUUGUCGACGUCUUCAACACGAACGUAUUUUGAUCGUUACUGCUGAGACGGGCAGUGGAAAAAGUACGCAACUACCUCAAUAUGCAGCAGAAUAUUUCGGUUCACUUGUCGUCUGUACUCAACCUCGUGUUGUUGCUGCACUCUCACUGGCUCGUCGUGUUGCUGAAGAAUACGAUGGUAAAUCGGUCGGUGAAUCCGUCGGAUAUCAAGCGGGUAAUGCCGGUCGAGUGCAAGGCAAGGAUAUUAUGUACAUGACUGAUGCUGCACUUAUUCGAGAAAGUCAACAUGACCCACGUUUGCAACAUGUUCGCGUACUGAUUAUCGAUGAAGCUCAUACUCGAUCAUUAAAUACUGAUAUCGUCCUUGGCCUUGCGAAAAGUUUGUUGGUACAACGUCCUGAUGAUUUCUAUGUCGUUAUUGCUUCGGCGACCAUUGAUCCAGCCCGUUUUCUCGAAUUUUUCGAAUGUUCGACAAGUCAACCUCUCGAAGUAAGUGGCCGAGUUUAUCCUGUAACGAAAAUUGAGAAACCAGCACCACCGAAAUACGUCGAUCAAAAUUUCAUUUCGUCACAUGUUAUUCCGUCAGUUAUUGAACUCUAUCCGCAUCAUCAAGGACAUACACUCGUCUUUCUUCCUGGUCAAGGUGAAAUUGAACUUGCGUUAAAAUUAUUCAAAUCGGAUUUACCCAACGACUGUGUGGCACUUCCACUGUACGGUUCACAAUCACCCGAAGAUCAAGAUAAGGUUAUAAAAUUCAAUGAACAAGACAAACGUAUGGUUGUUUUCUGUACGAAUGUUGCAGAAACAUCACUAACCAUUCCAAACGUUCGAUUAGUUAUCGAUUCUGGUUUAGCGAAAGAAGCUCGUUAUGAUGUCAAGCGUCGUCUAACUGUUCUCGAAACCGUCCGUAUUUCGCGUUCAUCUGCUGAUCAACGUCAAGGUCGUGCUGGUCGAACGGCACCUGGUCACUGUGUUCGUUUGUAUGAGGAUAAAGAAUUGAUACGGCCACAUAUUGAACCGGAAAUUCUCCGGUCAUCGCUCGAUCUUGUCUUGUUACAGCUCAUUCGACUGAAUUUCGAUCCAAGAACGUUCUCAUUCAUGGAUCAACCCCAGAAUGAAAUGAUUAAUUAUUCGCUUGAUCUUUUAACUAGACUUAAUUGCAUAGAAGAACAAAGAAUUACUAAACGAGGCGAGUUGUUCACCGAACUGGCACUUGACCCACGCUUCGGUGCAUUUAUCGUAGAUAUCUAUAGUGAGUACAAAAAUCUAUUGGACCAAGCGGCUGCUACUGUAGCCAUUCUUUCGGCACCUGGAGCCAUUUUUUUCAUGGGCGGUAGUACACAGGAGGCGAAACAAGAAGCAAAAGAACGUGUUGCUCUCGAAGCACGUCAUUAUAAAAGUGACCUUUUACAUUUAUAUUCUGUCUACGACCGAUGGAAAAAUGCUGCUGGACAAAACAUACAAGGCAGAUGUUCGAACUGCAAUAAAUUCAUUAAAUAUUGUACAUGUCGAGUGAGACACAGCAAUGAAAAUAGUUUAAAUAAUAAAAUUCUUCAACAUGUUGAUGGCGCAUGUAUGGCCAUAAUUCAACAAAUAAAAAAUACUCGUUGGCUUCAACCCGGUGUAAAACUUUCCGAUGAUCCUAUUCGAAUCAUUGGAUAUCAUCUUGCAAACCUCUUUCCCGAACAAUGCGGAUAUCUACUUGUUCCGAAAUUACCCAUCGAAGGCGUUCGUCUCGUAUCAACUGAUAUUCGAGCAACCAUCAGUAACACUAGUGUCUUCAUGCAAAAACUACAGAAAGAUUCCGACCGUGAACUUUAUCAACAUUUUAUUGCGAUGAACAUAACACAGUUACCAUCGGGAAGAUAUAUCAUCGAAAGACUACAUCCGAUCUUGAAGUCUGAUGUCCCAGUACAAUCAUCGAUAGAAAAUUUAGUAACAUUAGAAAAUGUUGGAUCGGAACUGGCGAAACAAUUACGCUUCAAAUUGACCGCAUUUAAGUUUGAACCUUGGGCGAAGUGGCUUGUUUACCAUUACGAUCGAACUCAGUUUCGUUUUCUUAUUUGGGGCUUAGAAGCAGAUAAAUCAACAAUCGUAUCUAUGGUUCAACGUUCCUAUGAUGAAGCUUUGAAAAAACUUUAUGAUGCGUAUGAACUCUUAGAUUGUGGCCCAAUUAAAGCAAAUUUUCAGAGCGGUUUGGUAUGUACGCAUAUUAAUCGCAUGCCGGAUGCUUUGAAACUUCAUUUGCAAAAUGUUCCUGUUCAGCAAGUAGGCUCUUUGAAAGAUUGGAUUAAAAAAAUGACUGAUAUCGAAUGGGAUGAAAUAAAAGCACAUGGUUUUUACACUUCAAAAGUCGAUCCAGAGAAGAAAAAUGUUUUUCUUGUCUUCAAAAAUGAAAAUGCAUUUCAACGAGCAUCGAUCAAAAUUCCAGUACAGUACAUGAUUACUCAGAUAAAUGGUGUCGAACGAAAUCGCAAUGGGGAAAAGGAAACCUGGGCUCGAGAAUUGGUAGUUCAAACUCCGACGAAUAUUACCGUUGACGACAUUAUCGAAGUAUACGGCAAAGGUAAUAUCAUGGCGUGCAUUCAAGAAAAUAAAGAGUCACACGCUGAAUCGUAUAUCAAAUUGGAUACUUUGCCGCCUAAUAUUAAUGAAGAAUUACUUCGUAACUGUCUUCAUGAAUGUGGUGGACCUGUUCCCAAAUCUGUGUAUGUUGGACGGACAAAAAAUAACGCCAGUGGAUGGGCCAAAGUAAUAUUUCGGAAUGACCAAGAACGUAAUGAAGCAGCAAACAUUUAUAACGCACAGUUAUGUCGCGAUAUAUUUCUAAUAAGUUUUAUCGGCAAGAAUGGUCUGAUGAAACAAAAAUCUGUUCGAACGACCGUGACGAAAAAUGAUGAUCCUUUUGCAAGGCAUAACCGGAUGUGUAUCGCUCCUACAAACGUUUUUCGUCUUACGACGGUGAAUCGUGAAGCUGCUCGCUCAAUAUAUUCUUCCCAUUUGCAUUCAUUCUAUUGGAAGAUGGAUAGUUCAGCAACAGUAACUGUCCUUCGAACGGAUUUAUAUCGAAAUUUUGAUAACACAAUAGACAACAUCUGCAAGAAAUUUUGCGUCCAAGUAAAACGUAAGAAUAUUGCAAAUUUUGGUCAACGAUGCACAUUCAACAAUGGUGAUCCGCAGAAAACCAGCUUAGCUGCAUCCACGCUUGCGCAAACGUUCGCACCGAUCAAUAUCAAAUUGAAUACUGAACGACAGAAACAAUUAUUCCAUGAAUUGGAAGAUAUUGGCGAAAUACAAAAAUGGGCGCUAGAAUUAUGUUUAUGUAUUAAUCCGAAUAGAUAUUUUACAAAUAUUGAAAUUCAUGGCACACAAACUGCUCAAGGCAAAUUAAUGCGUCGCAUUGCCGAUUAUUCUGAAAGCUUCGAUAAACGUUUUCGUGAACUGGAAUUAAGUGCAAGUGUAGCAACAUUCUUUGGGCCGCAGAAAUCUGCAUCAACUCGAUUACAACAGAUUGCAUCUGAAUGGUUGUCGAAGUCUUGUUUAAUUUCAUUUAAUUCGAAAUCAGCAACAAUUACAAUCAUCGGCAAACCAAACAUAACACCGAUAGAGAUGAAAGCUUGCGAAGAUGAAGUACUUCAACUUCUGAACGAAAUUACUGCCACGACGGAUAGUACAGAAAGUGAUGACGACGAAGAUGAAGACGACGACAAUGAUGUGAUACGUUUCGAGAUAGGAAGACAAGAACGUCGAUGUGUUUUCUGCCAACAGAAAUCAUCAAUUUCCACGGAUGUUUUUCGAAUAUGUGGGCAUACAUUUUGUCGUUGCACAGCUCGAGCGCUCGCUACAUCUUGUGCAUUUCCACUUCAAUGUAAAGCUUGCCAGUCCAACAUUCAUAUUCGCGAUAUCCAAACUAUCUUUAGUAACAAUGAAAAAUUAUUCAUGACUUUACUUAAAAAUUCCAUUCAGUUUUAUUUAACAAUGAAUACUCAAAAUGAUAAUCGCGUCUUUUGUCCGAAUAGUGACUGCGAUGGAUUGAUAAAACUUGAUAAUGGCUAUCACAUGUGUUUAACUUGUGGUCAAAAUGUUUGUCCUCGCUGUCAAGUUAUUGAUGACGAAUUGCACAUUGAUCGAACAUGUGACCAAGUCGUCGAGGAAAAGAAGCAUCAUCCAUUCCUAUCGGAAUUAUUUUCCGCUGCGAGAAAAUUUGUUAAAAACAAUUGGCCAUUCGACUCAAUUGUACAACCGAUGGGCACUGUAUUCGAAAAUCCUUAUUUAAGAAAAGAAUAUCAAUCAUUAAUACGUUUCUACAAAGCUAAUCAAGUAUUAGGUCAUUCAGUUCGACCAGAUAUGGCCAAAGGAUUCUUCGCGUAUCAUGGUUCGACGACUGAAGCUAUUGUUCCUAUAUGUCAGAAUGGUUUCGAUCCAAACCGGCGCAUAAAUCAAGUUCAUGGACCAGGUUACNCUCGUUAUGAUGUCAAGCGUCGUCUAACUGUUCUCGAAACCGUCCGUAUUUCGCGUUCAUCUGCUGAUCAACGUCAAGGUCGUGCUGGUCGAACGGCACCUGGUCACUGUGUUCGUUUGUACGAGGAUAAAGAAUUAAUACGACCACAUAUUGAACCGGAAAUUCUCCGAUCAUCGCUCGAUCUUGUCUUGUUACAGCUCAUUCGACUGAAUUUCAAUCCAAGAACUUUCUCAUUCAUGGAUCAACCCCAGGAUGAAAUGAUUAAUUAUUCGCUUGAUCUUCUAACUAGACUCAAUUGUAUCGAAGAACAAAGAAUUACUAAACGAGGCGAGUUGUUCACCGAACUGGCACUUGACCCACGUUUCAGUGCAUUUAUCGUAGAUAUCUACAGUGAGUACAAAAAUCUAUUGAACCAAGCGGCUGCUACUAUAGCCAUUCUUUCGGCACCUGGAGCCAUUUUUUUCAUGGGUGGUAGUACACAGGAGGCGAAACAAGAAGCAAAAGAACGUGUUGCUCUCGAAGCACGUAAUUAUAAAAGUGACCUUUUACAUUUAUAUUCUGUUUACGAUCGAUGGAAAAACGCUGCUGGACAAAACAUACAGGGCAGAUGUUCGAACUGCAAUAAAUUCAUUAAAUAUUGUACAUGUCGAGUGAGGCACAGCAAUGAAAAUAGUUUAAAUAAUAAAAUUCUUCAACAUGUUGAUGGCGCUUGUAUGGCCAUAAUUCAACAAAUAAAAGAUACUCGUUGGCUUCAACCCGGUGUAAAACUUUCCGAUGAUCCCAUUCGAAUUAUUGGAUAUCAUCUUGCAAGCCUCUUUCCCGAACAAUGCGGUUAUCUACUUGUUCCGAAAUUACCCAUCGAAGGCGUUCGUCUCCUAUCAACUGAUAUUCGAGCAACCAUCAGUAACACUAGUGUCUUCAUGCAAAAACUACAGAAAGAUUCCGACCGUGAACUGUAUCAACAUUUUAUUGCGAUGAACAUAACACAGUUACCAUCGGGAAGGUAUAUCAUCGAAAGGCUACAUCCGAUCUUGAAGUCUGAUGUCCCAGUACAAUCAUCGAUAGAAAAUUUGGUAACAUUGGAAAAUGUUGGAUCGGAACUAGCGAAACAAUUACGCUUCAAAUUGACCGCAUUUAAGUUUGAACCUUGGGCGAAGUGGCUUGUUUACCAUUACAAUCAAACUCACUUUCGUUUUCUUAUUUGGGGCUUAGAAGCAGAUAAAUCGACAAUCGUAUCUAUGGUUCAACGUUCCUAUGAUGAAGCUUUGAAAAAACUUUAUGAUGCGUAUGAACUCUUAGAUUGUGGCCCGAUUAAAGCAAAUUUUCAGAGCGGUUUGGUAUGUACGCAUAUUAAUCACAUGCCGGAUGCUUUGAAACUUCAUUUGCAAAAUGUUCCUGUUCAGCAAGUAGGCUCUUUGAAAGAUUGGAUUAAGAAAAUGACUGACAUCGAAUGGGAUGAAAUAAAAGCACAUGGUUUUUACACUUCAAAAGUCGAUCCAGAGAAGAAAAAUGUCUUUCUUGUCUUCAAAAAUGAAAACACAUUUCAACGAGCAUCGAUCAAAAUUCCAGUACAGUACAUGAUUACUCAGAGAAAUGGUGUCGAACGAAAUCGCAAUGGGGAAAAGGAAACCUGGGCUCGAGAAUUGGUAGUUCAAACUCCGACGAAUAUUACCGUUAACGACAUUAUCGAAGUAUACGGUGAAGGUAAUAUCAUGGCGUGCAUUCAAGAAAAUAAAGAAUCACACGCUGAAUCGUAUGUCAAAUUGGAUACUUUGCCGCCUAAUAUUAAUGAAGAAUUACUUCGUAACUGUCUUCAUAAAUGUGGUGGACCUAUUCCCAAAUCUGUGUAUGUUGGACGGACAAAAAAUAACGCCAGUGGAUGGGCGAAAGUAAUAUUUCGGAAUGAUCAGGAACGUAAUGAAGCAGCAAACAUUUAUAACGUACAGUUAUGUCGCGAUAUAUUUCUAAUAAGUUUUAUCGGCAAAAAUGGUCUGAUGAAACAAAAAUCUGUUCGAACGACCGUGACGAAAAACGAUGAUCCUUUUGCAAGGCAUAACCGGAUGUGUACCGCUCCUACAAACGUUUUUCGUAUUACGACGGUGAAUCGUGAAGCUGCUCGCUCAAUAUAUUCUUCCUAUUCGCAUACAUUCUGUUGGAAGAUGGAUAGUUCAGCAACAGUAACUAUUCUUCGAACGGAUUUAUAUCCAAAUUUUGAUAACACAAUAGACAACAUCUGCAAGAAAUUUUGCGUCCAAGUAAAACGUAAGAAUAUUGCAAAUUUUGGUCAACGAUGCACAUUUAACAAUGGUGAUCCGCAGAAAACCAGCUUAGCUGCAUCCAUGCUUGCGCAAACGUUCACACCGAUCAAUAUCAAAUUGAAUACUGAACGACAGAAACAAUUAUUCCAUGAAUUGGAAGAUAUUGGUGAAAUACAAAAAUGGGCGCUGGAAUUAUGUUUAUGUAUUAAUCCGAAUAGAUAUUUUACAAAUAUUGAAAUUCAUGGCACACAAACUGCUCAAGGCAAAUUAAUGCGUCGCAUUGCCGAUUAUUCUGAAAGCUUCGAUAAACGUUUUCGUGAACUGGAAUUAAGUGCAAGUGUAGCAACAUUCUUUGGGCCGCAGAAAUCUGCAUCAACUCGAUUACAACAGAUUGCAUCUGAAUGGUUGUCGAAGUCUUGUUUAAUUUCAUUUAAUUCGAAAUCAGCAACGAUUACAAUCAUCGGCAAACCAAACAUAACACCGAUGGAGAUGAAAGCCUGCGAAGAUGAAGUACUUCAAUUUCUGAACGAAAUUACUGCCACGACGGAUAGUACAGAAAGUGAUGACGACGACGACGACGACGACAAUGAUGUGACACGUUUCGAGACAAGAAGACAAGAACGUCGGUGUGUUUUCUGCCAACAGAAAUCAUCAAUUUCCACGGAUGUUUUUCGAAUAUGUGGACAUACAUUUUGUCGUUGCACAGCUCGAGCGCUCGCUACAUCUUGUGCAUUUCCACUCCAAUGUAAAGCUUGUCAGUCCAACAUUCAUAUUCGCGAUAUUCAAACUAUCUUUAGUAACAAUGAAAAAUUAAUCAUGACUUUACUUAAAAAUUCCAUUCAGUCUUAUUUAACAAUGGAUACUCAGAAUGAUAAUCGCGUCUUUUGUCCGAAUAGUGACUGCGAUGGAUUGAUAAAACUUGAUAAUGGCUAUCACAUGUGUUUAACUUGUGGUCAAAAUGUUUGUCCUCGCUGUCAAGUCAUUGAUGACGAAUUGCACAUUGAUCGAACAUGUGACGAAGUCGUCGAGGAAAAGAAACAUCAUCCAUUCCUAUCGGAAUUAUUCUCUGCGGCGAGAAAAUUUGUUAAAAACAACUGGCCAUUCGACUCCAUUGUACAACCAAUGGGCACUGUAUUUGAAAAUCCUUAUUUAAGAAAAGAAUAUCAAUCAUUAAUACGUUUCUACAAAGCUAAUCAAGUAUUAGGCUAUUCAGUUCGACCAGAUUUAGCCAAAGGAUUCUUCGCGUAUCAUGGUUCGACGACUGAAGCUAUUGUUCCUAUAUGUCAGAAUGGUUUCGAUCCAAACCGGCGCAUAAAUCAAGUUCAUGGACCAGGUGAAUAUUUUGGUGUAUCUGCACUUAUUUCCGAUGCAUAUACUAAGAAGGGCAUUGAUUAUAAUGGAUAUAGUCAAAUGAUCAUUGCUUUUAUUCUUCGAUGCACUCAGGUUACAAAAAUCGAAAAUUUCUGCUAUGUUGUCAAUAAUCCGAAGGAUUGGACAUACGCAUUUAAUUUACCUGUGCUUAUCGUCACCUAUGGAAGAAAUCUUUAUGGUCAGAUAUCUCCUUUUCCUAGUGAAAUACCGUACUAUUCCGAGAUAGAAUCGCUUUGGAUCGCACCUUUUCAAUGGUACUGGCAAAAAAGUAAUGGGGAGUUUCAUCUGUAUAAUGAUAUGAUGAAUGAAAUAUUCGAAAAGCUUUACGUACACUGGAAGUUGUACGAUGAACCUUCCGAAUUUGAAACUCCACUGUUAAGUUCGCUCAUAGAAGAUCUCUCUGCGACUUAUAAAAUCGAUUUGGCAAAUAAUCGACAGACGAAUACAAGAACGUCACAUUCACGACUGAUUGUACGGCGAUUGACACAUACAUCAUCAGAUAAUCGACAUUGGUUCUAUUUCGAUGAUAAUACUGGUUGGAUAUGCUACGAGCAACAAGCAGAAAAUCAAAUUGAGCAAGCAUUUCAAUGUUAUCGUUCUGGUCAAGGAUCCUUCACUGUAGAUAUUCGCCUUUCUGGUCGAUCCGAUACACACCAAUUUAAUUUCUUAAAAGGCCAACAACGAAUCAAAUCUACUACCAUGACAGCGAAUAUCAAACGUGAAUGA
Molecule: messenger RNA, 9963 nt
Organism: Adineta ricciae
Lineage: Eukaryota; Metazoa; Rotifera; Eurotatoria; Adinetida; Adinetidae
Source: the annotation of a GenBank genome assembly